AUGCGCAUGAGGAUCUUGUGCCAGCUCAGCAGUGACGUCAUUGUGGUAACCAGAAUCUUCGCCACGUCCGUAACCAUAACCUCCCCUCCCCGGUGGGUCAACCUCUCACUCUCCCUCUCUCCACUCCCCUCGCUAUUGUACCCUUCCCCACCCCCACCAGCCCUCCCCUCUCCUCUGCCCUCCUCCCUUUCCCCUCCUCGCCCUUUCUCCCUCCACUCCUCCCUCCUCUCCCUUCCACUCCCUCCCCCCGAACCCCUAACCCCGUCCCCUCUCCCCCCAAAACCCCUUCCCUCAUCCUCUCUCCCCCCAUCCCCUCUUCCCCCAUCCCCUCUUCCCCCAUCCCCUCUUCUCACAACCCCACUUCCUCCAUUUCCCCUACCUCCAUCCCCUCUUCCCCGUUCCCUCUCUCCCAAUCAUCUCGCAACCGCCAUUCCUCCUCCCCAUCCGCCUUUUCGUAUCUGCCCUCCCCCCUGUCCCACUCCUUCUCCCCUUCCCUCUCCCUCUCCCUCUCCCCAACUCUUCCCCCAUCUCUCUCCCUAUCCCGCCCAGCCCCCUCGGGUCGUACCCAUCGUCAUCAUCCCCCCUCCUCCUCCUACCAUCAUAAUCAUCAUCCCUCCUCCUAUCGUCAUACUCAUCACCUCUCCUCCUUCUGCCCCCAUCAUCACCACCAUCCUUCCCCCUCCCACCAGCAUCAUACUCAUCAUCUCUCCUCCUCCUGCCUGCAUCAUCAUCAUCACACCCUCCUCCUCCUGUCCCCAUCAUACUCAUCAUCUCUCCUCCUCCUGUCCCCAUCGUAGUCCUCAUAAGAAGACUCAGAUCUCGAAUCAUCAUCAUACCCUCCUCUACCCCUCUCAACCUCAUCAUACCCAUUCCUUCUCAGCCUGCUGCUUCCCCCCUUUCCACCUCCUCUCCCCCCUCCCCUCCCCCUUCUAUCGGGGGAUGGGCUACGGCUAUGGUCAUCAUACCCCUGACUCCCCCGCCCGUCUUCGUCUCUAUAAUGCUGACGCGGCGCUGACGUGGCGGCCCCCCCGAGCGGUCGCGCGGGGGAGCGGCUAG
Molecule: messenger RNA, 1056 nt
Organism: Closterium sp. NIES-65
Lineage: Eukaryota; Viridiplantae; Streptophyta; Zygnematophyceae; Desmidiales; Closteriaceae
Source: the annotation of a GenBank genome assembly